AUGCUCGUGUCUCUGUCUGUUCGGCUCCGAUUUCUCUCACAUAUUCAAGCUCUCUGCUUCGAUUCUCGUCUCUCCUGUGUGCCUUGCUGUUGGGCUGGAUUGGGCGGUUGGUGGCAUUGUGUGUAA
This is a messenger RNA of Colletotrichum costaricense, 126 nucleotides long. RefSeq lists its product as uncharacterized. The transcript has a single exon. The record is from RefSeq and is a predicted model, not a curated record. Bases 1 to 126 code for a protein of 41 amino acids. Lineage: Eukaryota; Fungi; Ascomycota; Sordariomycetes; Glomerellales; Glomerellaceae.